AUGCAUAAUGAUGGUGGAAGUAUGGAAAAGAAUGAAUCAACUGUAACAAUCAGAUCUGCAAAACAAUCUCGUGUGUGGGCUUAUUUUGAAAGAAUCUAUGGUGAUGAAGGUUUAAGAGCGAAGUGCUUAGUUGGUGAUUGUUCGAAGAUCCUGUCAACACCGCUUCAUUCGACAUCAACGUUGAUUCGACAUUUACGUGAUGUUCAUGAACUGGAUGAAUUUAAGCCGAAGGAAAAGCUGGUGUAUCGUUCAAAGCAUAAACAUAUACCGAUUAAAUUAAAGAAGCAGUUAGAUCGUGCUGUUGUAACAGCAAUAAUUGAAGAUGGUCGUAGUUUCGGCGAUUUUUCGAAAUCUGGUUUUCGAAAAUUUAUUCAGUUAGCUUUACCGGGUUAUAAACCUCCACAUCGAAUUUCAAUUAGCACUCAAUUGAAACGUCUUCAUACAAAGCAUUUUUUUAUUAUGGUGAAUUCGUUGUCUAAAUUAUUAUGUAUCUCUGUUAGUACAGAUUUCUGGUCCGACAAUAAAGGUAUAUCGUUUUUAGUAUUAACUGGUCAUUAUGUCACAAACGAUUUUGUUUCGAAAUCAACGAUACUACGAUUUUGUUCUUUUGAAAAAAGACACUUUUCUCAUUUGAUUGGUUUGGAAAUCGAGAAACUCUUAAUUGAAUUACAAGUUUUUGAUAAAGUUACGAGCAUCACAUGUGAUUCUGCGCCAAAUAUGAUUAAAAUGUUUGAUUACUUUUCACGUCUUGAUAUAACACGUAUUCGUUGUCAUGCACACCUCCUUCAUCUUAUUGUUUGUAAUGGCCUUGGUCUCUGGAUCGAUAAUAAAGAAAAAAUAAAGGCUACAACUAAUGAUACAAAUCUACAUGAUUCUGAAAUACGUCUUAGUGAUUCCUUACAAAAAAUUAAUAUAAUUGAUGAUGAACAAUUAAUUAAUGAAGUACAUGUUGUUCAAAGUGAUGGUGAACAUCCUGACACAGAUGAUGAAAGAGAAGAUUCAGAUGAAGAAGAUAAUAAUAAUAUCAAUCAAGAUGAUGACGGUGGUAAUUUUUCAGAUGAAGGUGAUUCGAUUUCUAUCAAUAGUGAAUCAGAUAUCGAAGGUUCAGAUGAUUCAUAUCAAAAUAACUUUGAAGUUGGUAUUGAUGUACAUCCAAGUGAAACUUCUGAUCUAUUAUCACCUGAACCUGAUCCACGUAUUUGUUUAGUUGUCGAAAAAAGUCGACAACUUAUUGAUAUUAUAAAAGAUUCUUCAAUUUUAUCAUCAUUCAUUAAAAAGAAAAAACAAGAAUAUAAUCAAUACAAUGAUAGUAAAGUAAAGUGUUCAUUAUUCCUAGAUGUACGUACUCGUUGGAAUUCAACGUACAAGAUGUUGCACACAUUAAAUAUAUACCGACCAAUAAUCAUUGAAUUAUUUCAAAAUAAAACAAAUUUGGAUAUAACAAAAAAACAACAACAACGUUUAAAUGCAUUAGAAUUGAGAAGUGAUUGUUGGUAUGUAAUUGAAUUAUUAAUUAAAAUAUUGAAACCGUUUUAUCGAGCUACUAAGGCAAUUAGUGGUAGUGAUUAUCCGACAAUAGGAAUUACAUUAUUUAUUUUUCGUCGUCUUGAAAAAGAUUUGUUAUCCAAUAUUAGCCCAACAGAUGAUCCAUUAUUCAACAAUAUGAAAGAAUGUUUAUUAAGUAAAAUGAUUUAUUAUAAUAUGUUGUAUGGAUACUUCGAUCCUUAUGGUAUAUCAGUUAUGACAAAUAAUGAAAUUAACAAAAUAGAAAAUGAAAUAAAAUAUAUAAUUCGUCAACAAACAUCAAACAGUUCAACACAAGCAUCAUCAACAACAUCUUCAAAUACAAAUGGAUCAUCAGCAACAGAAAACGAGAAAAAAAAAUCAUUACUCAAUUAUUUUCUUGAUUCAUUAGCUGAUGAAGAUACUCAACACGUCAAAAAGCAAUCCUCAACGUUAAAUAAGAUAUUAAAUGAUGAAUUUAAAACUUACAAAAAAUUAGCUGGCCACUUUGUAUCAACAUCAACUGAUUUACAUCAUUCACUUCAAUUUUGGAAGACAAACAAGUCGUUAUUGCCCAAUUUGGCACCACUUGCACAAAAAUAUUUAGCUUCUCCAAGUACCAGUACAAAAUCUGAAUCAGCAUUUAGCAUGUCUGCCUAUUAUGGCCGUAAACAACGAGCUCGACUUUCUUCAGAAAAUCUUGGAUUCUCCGUUUUUCUCAAAGAUAAACUGUCAAAUGAAAAUUAA
Molecule: messenger RNA, 2250 nt
Organism: Rotaria sp. Silwood2
Lineage: Eukaryota; Metazoa; Rotifera; Eurotatoria; Philodinida; Philodinidae
Source: the annotation of a GenBank genome assembly